UCGGACAUCGUGGCAUUUCUGUGAACAAUGAGGCCAGAUGAACACAAAAAGAAGCGCAGUGCUCAGUACAACAAGAAAAAAGGGAACAAAGGCGCAAAGCCAGAGAACAAAGGAGCUGAAGGCGUUGGAAGGGAAAACCCCAAAAGUAGGCCAGCGCAGGACGAACGGCAACAACAACAACAUACUCCAGCCCGAAAUGUGCCAAAUCAAAACUCAGCAACAUCGUCUUCGGAUGAGGAGCAUAAUAUCAGCAGCCAUCGAAAGACGUUUAAAAGACGAGAGAUUGUUAGCAACUGGAAUCGCUAUGAAGUGACAGACACAGAAUCAGUGGGAGAAAAAUCUGUACCAACAGCUGUGGAUUAUGCUAAGCUGCUAAACGUGACCGGGAAUGCAUCUUCUCACUUCCGUUUUAAACAUGAGGCUGAUUGGGAGGAGGAGUUAUCAAGUUUCCAUGGAAACCAGAAUCCGAUAACCCAUGUGUUAGGAAUAGACUGCGCUAAUCUUGGUUCUUCUCUUCAGUGUUUACCUUUGUUUGAACGCCUUGGGCUGUCUGCAGAUCUCUUCCCUGCAGAGCAAAGGGAGUUGCUAAAGCAAGACGCCACUAAACAUAGACAGCAAUACUCUAAAAUACGUGAACAAACAUGCAAGUCAGGGGAGUUAACUCCUACAGGUCAAACUCUUUGGGUGGAUAAUGAAAGCACUGUGGAGGAAGAAAAUGAUGGACAGAUUCACAGAAAGUUAAAUGAAUUAUCAGCGUCAUUAAUUGGACAUGAGGAUAAACAGUUAUCAGGGAAUCAAAUUCGUGAUCCAAAACCGAAAGAACAAAAUCAGCAUACUGAAACAAAGAAUCUGGGUGAUAAUGGAUUGGGUAAUGUGAGUGGAGCAGACAGAAGAGGGGAUGAUACCCUCACUAAAGACAAAGGGGCUGACCAAGUAGAAGUGUCUGCCAGACUCGAAGAAGAGUUAGACAUAUUACUCUCCAUGGACUCAGCAUUAGCAAGUGUUACUCUUCAAAGUGUGGAGAGCACAGAGUCAGUGGCUAAGAACACAGAAGAUGUUUACAAAAAAGAGCAGAAAUCUCCUAAUGCUGGUAAGAUGUCUGUACCUAAGGAAGACAAGGAUGAAGAGCCAGGAAUGACGUCUGAGAAGGACAACUUGGAAGAUUGGCUGGACAGUAUUCUGGAUGAUUGAAGGAGGCUUCGGCAGGAGUAACAUCACACAGACAUCCUGGACCGUCACUUAACCGGAAUGGAACUGCAUAUUUUAUCGGGAUGAUCCUAACAAAGUCUGUCCGAUUUCAGAGACAUUAGUGUUUUAUCAAGGACAGGAAAUCGUCAAACAAUUUUGAGGCAAAACACUGUUUCAGUGAACCUCAUUAAAUGUACUAUUAAUCCCUGUAUCUGAAAAAGACACUUGCUAGUUUGUGGCGUCAGCGUUUCGGUUUGAGUGAGUUAGUGGGUGAGUGCUUAGGGUUUAAUAUCCUAUUGAACAAGUUUUCAGUCAUAUGACGA
Liolophura sinensis is the source of this 1511-nucleotide messenger RNA. RefSeq names its product cell death regulator Aven-like. The record is from RefSeq and is a predicted model, not a curated record. Gene Ontology annotation, biological process: negative regulation of G2/M transition of mitotic cell cycle. Bases 28 to 1191 code for a protein of 387 amino acids. The transcript is spliced from 6 exons. Lineage: Eukaryota; Metazoa; Mollusca; Polyplacophora; Chitonida; Chitonidae.